AAGAGGCGGGGACCUGUCAGUGUGCCUUGGGUACCAGCUCUUGGGAGAGCCUUUCUUCCUCCCACGGCUCUUCCUUCCCAUCCUUCGGAGAAGCGCCUUCCUUUCCUGUCUCCUUCACUUCCAGCCUCGCAACAUGGAAUGCUAUCGGGACUAUGCCAAGGAGCAGCUGAAGCAUUGGCAAGAGCAGUGCGGCCAGCAGGAGCCGCCUGCCUUGUCCAGGGCAGCAGGAAUCCCAGUGGGGAACCAUCGGAAUGUCAUGACGGUGGGUCCACGAGGUCCCCUCUUGGUUCAGGAUGCAGUUUUCGCUGAAGAGAUUACACAUUUUGACCAAGAGAGGAUUCCUGAAAGAGUUGUUCAUGCCAAAGGAGCAGGUGCUUUUGGCUAUUUUGAAGUGACUCAUGAUAUCACCCAGUAUUGCAAAGCAACCCUAUUUGAGCACAUUGGUAAAAGAACGCCCAUUGCCAUUCGACUUUCUGCUGUUGUUGGUGAAUCGGGUUCAGCGGACACAGUUCAGGAACCUCGAGGCUUUGCAGUGAAGUUCUAUACAGAAGAGGGCAACUGGGACUUUGUAGGGAACAACACUCCCAUCUUCUUUAUUAGAGAUCCAAUGCUGUUUACAUCCUUGAUCCAUAGUCAAAAGAGGAAUCCACAGACCCAUCUGAGAGAUGCAAACAUGUCAUGGGACUUCUUCAGUCUUCGCCGUGAGUCUCUGCACCAGGUAUCAUUUAUGUUCAGUGAUCGUGGCAUUCCAGAUGGAUUUCGUCAUAUGCAUGGCUUUGGAUCAAAUACUUUCAAGCUAGUGAAUGCCUGUGGAAACGCAGUGUACUGCAAAUUCCACGCAAAGACUGAUCAGGGAAUCAAAAAUCUUACUGUUGAAGAAGCAGAAAAGCUGGCUGCUAAAGAUCCUGACUAUGGUCUGCGUGAUCUCUACAAUGCUAUUGCUAAUGGAGAUUAUCCAUCAUGGAGUUUCUAUAUUCAGGUCAUGACAUUUGAACAAGCUGAGACAUCGCCAUUUAAUCCUUUGGAUGUAACUAAGGUUUGGCCUCACGGGGAUUAUCCUCUCAUUCCUGUGGGAAAGAUUGUCUUAAACAGGAAUCCUGUCAACUAUUUUGGUGAGGUGGAACAAAUUGCUUUUGAUCCAACCAACAUGCCUCCAGGAAUUGAACCUAGCCCUGAUAAAAUAUUGCAGGGGCGUCUCUUGUCCUACCGAGACACCCAAAGACACCGUCUGGGAUCCAAUUAUCUACAAAUUCCUGUCAAUUGCCCAUACCGAACUUGUGUAGCCAAUUACCAGAGAGAUGGGCAAAUGUCUAUAUAUGGCAACCAAGGUGGUGCUCCAAACUAUUAUCCAAACAGUUUUAGUGGCCCUGAAGACCAGCCCUGUUUGCAGGAAUCCUGUGAAAAUACCUCAGGUGACAUACAGCGCUUCAAUGAUGACAAUGAGGACAAUGUAUCUCAGGUGCGGGUCUUCUAUACCAAAGUAUUGACAGAAGAAGAACGUGAAAGACUCUGUGAGAACAUUGCUCGCCUUCUUAAGGAUGCUCAGCUUUUCAUUCAGGAGAGAGCUGUGAAGAACUUCACUGAUGUACAUCCUGACUAUGGUGCACGUAUUCAAGCUCACUUGGAUAAGCACAAUGCUAAAGACUCCAAAAAGGGUUCAGUACACGUGUGCCGACAAGCUUCAUCUAAAACUGGAAAGAACUAAUGGCAUGAUCUCAAAAUACCAGUUCUGCUGAUUAGAACAUUAUCUCAUGACAUUACAAUCAAUCUAACUGGGAAACAACCCAUGCAGUGCCUUAACAAAUGUUUCCAUGUUUUCUGAAAUAUCUUUUGACAGAAAGCAGUAAAAUUUUGUUGUUUUGAAGAUCAAUCAAAAUAAUUUGCUUUCUAAGUAAUCUUUCACUUAUUUAUUAAAGAGAUCAUACAUAAUACUGGCAAGACCUUUAACUGUAGGCACCCAGAGACUUUUUUCAUGUUUAUACGCUAGGGAAAAACAAAAUCCUAAUUGUAAUACUGCCCUCUGGUGUGCUAAUUUACUAUACAGUUUUAAAUGGGAAGUAGGCUUAAAACUCAUUAUUGGAGAUAGCAGUCGGUCACAUAACCUGCUGUAGUAGAACCAGCUUUGAAUCGAGCAUAUUAGCUUAACAUUGUGGUUCUUAAUUACAAAAAUACCAGUAUUUUGGAAACAGCAAGGUUUUCUCAGUGGUGUUUGGCUCCUCAUUAACAACUAUUCUACAGUACUGUAUAUUUAACCAGUAAUAUCUAAUCACAAUUUAUGCUAUUUUGCUUGGCUAUAAUUUUUGCACAUGGUUUCCUUAUUGUUGGAAAUGAGAUGGUUAUAAGUAAAUCUUAUGAAAUUGAUAGACAUUCUCAUUACCUUAUAUUCUUUCCCAGCUAGGUAGUAGUUACAUAUCUUAGUCUCAUCAAAGAAUUGUAUUAUUACAUUCAGUUCUAGCUCUUUCCUAAUUCUGCAUAGACAAGUUACUCAUGUGUCCUAGUUCCAAGUUGGCUUAAGAAGAUGUUACAAAAUAAAAUGAAAUAUAGAUUCAUAUCAUGGCUCACGAGAGCUCUAAUUGGUAAGUGUUGGUGGCGUUGAUAAUAAUACUAAUAAAACUUUAUUUUUAUCCCGCCCUAUCUCCUUGAGGUUAAUAACUGCAUUGCCACUAAUCUCUUAGUGAACCGGUGCUGAUCAAGAAUUUAAAAGGAUAGCUCGUGUAAGUCUGGAAUGUUGGUAAACAAAGAAAGCUUGUAGCAGUUUGGAGAUUAACUGAACAUGGAAAUAUACACUUUUGUAAACUAAGUCUAUUUCCUGGGAUGUCUCUGAGGAAGUAGGCUUAGGGCCCUUCCACACAGCCAUAUAACCCAGAAUAAUAAAGGAGAAAAUCCCACAAUAUCUGCUUUGAACUGGGUUAUUUGAGUCCACACUGCCAUAUAUUCCAGUUCGAAGCAGAUAAUGUAGGAUUUUAUUCAGCUGUGUGGAAGGGGCCUUAGUCUAAGAAAGUUUAUGCUAACAACCGCAUUAUAAACCUUAAUAUAAACUCUAAGGUGCUUAAUAUAAACUCUAAGGUGCUACAAGAU
Anolis sagrei ordinatus is the source of this 3078-nucleotide messenger RNA. RefSeq names its product catalase-like. Gene Ontology annotation, cellular component: peroxisome; cytoplasm; mitochondrion. The record is from RefSeq and is a predicted model, not a curated record. Gene Ontology annotation, biological process: response to hydrogen peroxide; hydrogen peroxide catabolic process. Lineage: Eukaryota; Metazoa; Chordata; Lepidosauria; Squamata; Anolidae. Gene Ontology annotation, molecular function: heme binding; catalase activity.